Messenger RNA from Akanthomyces muscarius, 1161 nucleotides. RefSeq lists its product as uncharacterized. The record is from RefSeq and is a predicted model, not a curated record. The transcript has a single exon. The coding region runs from base 1 to 1161 and encodes 386 amino acids. Lineage: Eukaryota; Fungi; Ascomycota; Sordariomycetes; Hypocreales; Cordycipitaceae.
AUGAAGUUUUCCGGAGCCGCAUUGGCCGCACUGGCCUCACUCGCGCCUGGCGCCGAGAGCGCGGCCAACUCUACCAGCAAGACGCUCGCAGUUGAGCGUGCACCGGACUUUGUGCGUCCAUACGUGCUGCCACGCUUCCACGGACACUCCGUCAUGCUCACCAAGACACAAACCAUUACAUUUUCCAUCACUGCCAAUUCCUCUGGCGGCGCCUUCUCCCUUGUGCAGCAUAACGGCAAGGUGACCACCUGGCUCAAUGCGCGCCCUCAUACGCACAAGACGUAUCACGAGCACUUUUACUGCUCUCGCGGUCGUGUCGAGCUUUGGACCAAGGGUAAUGCUACUGAUGCCGCUCACGAGGCCCGUGUCGCCAGCCACGGCGACUACGGCAAUGUCCCUCCCGGCACCAUCCACACGUUCCAGCUCGUCGACCCGGACUCGCAGCUCACGCACGCUUUCCACCCGGCCGGCUUCGAAAAGCUAUUUGACGGUGUAUCGGGCGGUGAAUUCGAAUCGGAAGUGCACGCGCCGUAUGUGCCGGACCCUGUGGACGAGCAGCCGUAUGGGCCGAUGACGCCGGAGCUGGUCGAACUGUUCGAGCCGCUGGACCUCUUUGCCGUGCCCGAGGACGAGUAUAUCCCGCGUCGUGACUUUGUCAACGGCACCGCCAGCGAUGAGGGCUUGAACUGGCACAAUGGCACCAACGAGCUGCCGACGGACCCCACCAAGCCUUACUUUGUCGCCAACAACUACGGCCCCAAAUUUCUGAACACCGACAACGGCUACAAAGUCAUUCAGCCCAUUUCGACGGUCGACAACUCUCACACGCACAACUUUACCAUGGGCACCAUCAUCUUGUCAAAGAAGCGAGACAAUGAGACUCAGUCGCAGGUGACGCUGCCCAACCAUCUCGGAAUUCAGAUGGACGACGGCCAGCUCGUCCUCUCCGUUGAGGGCUACAGGUCGGAGCAUCUCCUGGCUGGUGACGUUGCGUUUAUUCCCGCCGGUACCCCGUUCAGCUACCAUGCGACAGUGCCCUUUACCAAGUUUCUGUACCUGAAUGCAGGCCCGCACGGUCUCGAGUACGAACUGCUCAAUCGCAGUGUUUCGUGGGGAUUUCCUUCGUACCCUGUCGAGGGUGGGUUCAAGGCUGUACCUUGA